AAAUACUGAAUCCGCCUAUCUAACAUGGCCACCAUUUGUUUUGACAAUCAGUUCGAUGGACUAAAGUGAUGAUAAAUGUCUUAAAUUUGACCAUGUUCGCAACAAAUAAUCAAUGAUCAAAACUUUAUAUGUAACACGGACAAUUAACAAUGGAAGUUGUUGGAGAAACAGAAGCAUUACAACAGUUUUUCGGUGGCGAAUUUGAUGAUUUAAACUUCCAGCUUCUUGAGGAUUUAAUUAGUAACGAACCUGAAAUAACUCUCCCAGACAUUAAUGAGCAAACAGUGGGAUAUUCACAAAAUGGACAUGUACAGGUACCCACAAGCAAUUUUACGCAACAACAGCAACAAUCUCAACAGCUUCAAACAACAGCAACCACGACAGCAGGUAGACCAACCUACGAGUACACCAAUGGAGGCUUCCAUCAAGAUUUCUCAGUUCCAUUAAGUCAUAUACCAGAUUCUCCACCGGACUCGGGGUCGGAGCCUUACUCACCUCCGGAACAGAAGCCGGUGAUUGCAGGUCAGCUACCAACGGAUGCGAACAUGUUCCGACCUAGUGCACCAAACGGUGUUCACGUUCCGGCAAUGAUAAAUGGGCAGGUUCCCGCAGAAACAGCAUCAUGUAGUUCAGCUGUCGUAUCGCAGCAGUUGGUUAAUUUUAUGCAGAAUAACCCCAGCACCCCGAUUUUGGCAAAUCUAACAUCAACGGAGGCACAGCAACAACCACCACCUCUUCCUAGGAAAGAUAGUUUGGUUACUCAUCAAGCAAAGAAAAGAAAGCAUUCUAUAACCCCAGACAACUCCAUGAAGAGAGGUAUGCUGCCCCUGCCUAAUAUGAUGCAGAUUAAACAGGAACCAGGUAGCGAAUCAUGUAAAAUGCAAGACCUUGAUUACGCAUUGGAUAACCCCUCUUUAUUCAAUGACAAUAUGCAUGAUUUUGAGAUGGGGACAAGUGCAGAUAAUUUGUCAUACACAGAAUCUACGUACCAGUGUAUCAAGUGGCAGUCAUAUCAACCCUCUAAGUGGCAUACGCUAUGCGACGCCAAUGGACAGAAUGUGCUGCCGCCAGAUUUUAGAGUCGAAGCUGACAAAGGUUUUAAUUUCUCCGUUCCCGACGAUUCGUUUGUUUGUCAGAAGAAAAAUCACUUUCAAGUUACCGUCCACAUUGGAUUAUUGGGGGCGCCCAAGUUUGUACGUACUACUAAUGGGUUAAAACGCAUUGACAGUUAUUAUAUUCAUUUGAACGGUGUAAAACUGGAGUCGAUGGACUCGUAUAUACGCGUUGAACAAUCGCAAGCUAACCGAAGUAAGAGGCCCUUUAAUCCUGUCAAGAUUGACAUUCCCGUAGAUCAAGUUACUAAAGCAACUGUAGGUCGGUUACACUUUAGCGAAACAACUUCAAAUAACAUGCGCAAGAAAGGCAAGCCUAACCCUGAUCAACGGUACUUCUUGUUGGUUGUGGGCAUUCAUGCUUACUGUGGAUCAGAGACGUUCAUGGUUGUAGCUCAUGCUUCAGAGAAGAUCAUCGUUAGGGCAUCUAACCCCGGACAGUUUGAAAACGACGUAGAUGUUCCCUGGCAGAAAGGUCAUACACCGGACUCUGUUUUCCAUGCGGGAAGAGUUGGUAUAAAUACUGAUCGACCAAAUGAGGCACUUGUUGUACACGGAAACCUUAAACUAACUGGCCAGAUAAUGCAACCCUCAGAUAAGAGGGUCAAAGAAAACUUAAAAGAGGUUGAUCCGAAACACCUGAAAAAGAACAUUGAAAAAAUGAAGAUAUACCAGUACAAAUAUAAAGAUAAAUUUGCUGAGGCGAUGGGCCUACCGGAAGGCGAAAGGUGUGACACAGGUGUAAUGGCACAGGAAGUUCAAUCGGUAAUGCCAGAUGCGGUCAAGGAAACGGGCAAUGUGACCCUUGCCGAUGGACAUGUUGUAGAUAACUUUUUGGUAGUGAAUAAAGACCACAUUUUCAUGGAAAAUGUUGGCGCUGUGAAAGAACUAUGUAGACUGACGGAUAAUCUUGAAACACGAAUAGAUGAACUGGAACGAAUGAAUCGUAAAUUAGCCAAGUUGAAACGGCUUGACAGCAUGAAUUCCACCUCUAGUAUAGGCACAAUAAGUCGCACUGCAAGCAAUGUUUCCAAAAUAAGCACACAACAAAGUUCACAUCACAAGCAUCGAGACAGGAGGAGGAUGCGGACAAAGCACUCAACCCCACCCCCAGACGACACAUGUUUAUCUCCCAGAUUCAUGCAGUGGACAAUAGUUGCCUUGGUUGUCAUUAUGCUUUUCUGUGUUGUUUGUAUGGUGACACUAUAUGUGAUGCAGGAUCAGGAUAAUGCUAAUCUGAAAUCUGAAAAACCGAACACACCAGUAGAAAUGUCAAAUUUCACAACAGCGAUAACUACAACAAGCAUUGCCAGUCCUACCAUACCGUUCCGCACAGAACAUGCCGCAACUCCUCAAAAUUUGAUGACAUUUACCAGCCCUGUGGACACUAGGCCGAAGGUGACGCCACCGCCUAUUUAUUGUUGCAACAGAGCCCCGAACAAGAUGUCAACAGUUCCGCAGAUGGUUGCCAUGAGCGAGAGCAACCCAGCUUCUUAUCUCAACCCAGAGACUUCUACAUCCAGUCGGUUGAUCAGUGUACACUUUGCUUCGACAGUUGAAGGAGUUCCUCCGUACACCAUGUCGCAAUCUGCCACGGAGGAAGAUGGAAGCAUUAGGCAAAUGAGAAGACGCAGACGCCGGAUGAUCCGGUCCACAAGCAUGGCUGCCACAAAUAUUGUUGGUGGUCUUGUUUCCAGUAUUUAUUUUGACGAACUGAAUUUAACAAAGCAUAAAAAUCAAACUGAGCCAGGAAACUUCUCUUGUAAUACAGAUGUUCCUGAACAGUUCCCCCUAACAAGUGGUAUCUUGGAGAUAAAUACUACUACAGACUGCCAGGUAUUUUACUGUCCGAAAUUCACAAUGGAAGGUUUCCCUUGCAAUAGUACUCACAAUCCAGAACCACAGUUUGAAAAAUCAACCCAUUAUAAGAAUUUUUCAUGGCAGUUGCCUGUUGGAUUUUAUGCAAGUGUUUCAUACAGAUUCAGAAUUACAUCAAAUAUGACUGCUACUGAGAAUGAUACAUGCGCUCUUUCUUCAAAAAUCGUAUUUGAGGAGUAUAAUCUCCACUUCAAACGGAUCUUCCAGAAGUGCUCUUCAAAUCAGUGAAUGCAUGUUACAGAGUUAAUGCCCUAAUUAACGUAAUCGCAAAAAACCACCUGCAUAAGAAGCUGACACAAAUAGCAAGUGCGUUUGAGCGUUGAACAGCUAGUGUAUCAGCCACAGAAGCUCUAGCUAGGACAUUGUGGAGGUUUAUGUCAAGUGAUGAUCAAGUUACAAUUGCACUGGUUUUUAAAAUGUGUAUUAUAACCAAGUUGUCUGUACCCAAAAGCAUUGUAGUUGUCUUAUGUUCUUUAGAUUUAUGUUAUAUUGUUGAUACUGAAUUAUUAUUUGAUUAUAUAUUUUAUAUUUGAAUUGUAAAAAUCUUAUUUUAAUCUUAUCUUAAUUUUAACGUUUGACGUUUAUUUUUACAUUCAGUUCCAAAAUCAUAUUUGAACAGUGUAAGUAAAUGUGUGAAGUUGUAAAAACAUAUCAAUUAUCUUUUUCAAGAGUUUUAAUGUAGUGGUGUGACUCCAAAAGUUUGCAGACAGUGGUCUGAGGACCUCAAUCUUGGGGGCCGCCUAGAAACUCGGUCAGGGUCUUGGAACAAUGUUUUUUGUGAGUUGCAUGGUAAAGAUUUUAUGGUUUAGAAUGGCCAAAAAUUGUGAUUUAGACCACAAUAUUAUGCGUUGUCAAUCACUAUAACUGUGUUUGGAUUGGCAGUUUAAUAAUUUAGUCCGAAGACCUUUUCAAGGUGUCGGACAACAGGUUUAAUACUUGUUUUUAGGAGGACGAAUUUCUCGCUCCCCUGCUGCCACUCCCACUAUGUUUUUUAAUCAUGGGAUAGUGUGAUUUAUAUUAUGUUAAAUAUUUUAUCAUUAAUAAAAUGGAUAAUAAUUUUCCUUAAGUUAUGUAUCAAGUUCAAAAGUAAUAGAAUCAUGUACAUAACACAAUAAUGUGAUGCAAUUUACAGUGGAGACAUUAAUCUUGACUAAUUUGAUUUUACUGUUUGACAUUGCAUGAUAUAAGUACUUAUCUGUGUUGUUUGUAUUGUUUGUCAUAUCCUUUGUAUAGAGAAUGUAAAUAAUCCAGAAAAUUUAAAACAAAGGAAGAUUAAUUAAACUAUAGUUAAUCAAGGGAAGUGAAUAUGUAAAUAAGUGUGACUCCUGGAGGUCAAUAGUUUCUUAUUAUUUUGAAACUUUUAUGGAAAAAUAAAAAGACAAAAAAAUGAUAAGUUGAAUAUGUAAAUAACAUUUAUGUGGAAUGGAAUUGAAUUGUCCUUAAAGGUAAUUCAUUGUGUGUUGUGGGUGUUUGUGUGAAGGGAGGGGGUUAGGGAGUGGUGUAUAUGUGUGGGUGUGUGUGUGUGUGUGUAUGCAAGAUUGGAUUAAAUGUGAACUAUUUGAUAGUGCUUAUUUGUAUCUUUUUUCUACAAUCUAGAGGGCCUUAUUUCCAGGGGACCAACAUACUCUUUUAAGUAAGACCCCAGCAAAUCUAUGCAUAAAUAAUUCAUCAGAAUUGUACUUAUUUUUAUACAUGUGAGAAUUCUGUAGCAAUAAAAUACAGCAGUUGGGUGUCACCAAUUGAUGUACUUAAAUAAUUUUAAAUGAAUGUAUGGGGGCACUGUUGCCAUGCUUUUAGAGGACUCAAGUUUUCGACAAAUAUAAAUAAUAAGAAUAAUGUAUGUCAGUAAAUAUAAUUAUAAUAAUUUAAGUAUUCAUUUAGAUAUGAAUGUUACUAAAUAAUCUUGACAGAGCAUUAGAUAGUUGUAUCAGUCAUAAACAGAUUGCAUUUGACUUGGAUAAGUAUUCAAAUUCAUUACAGAAAAUGUUCAGUAGAAAAUCUUAAGGUAUGUUUAAUUGGUACGGCAUUACAAACUUUACUCCCCUAAAUACAAAUUCGAUUUGUGAGGUCACAACCUUUGAAGCAUCACCUUGUUUAAUUGUGUGUCAACAAAUCCAUUUUUAAUUACUGUAUUCUUUAUAAGCAUAAUAGAUAUAUGUGCAUAUGUACUAUAUAUUUAUAUAUGUUUUAAGUCUUAUAAAUAGUUCAUGAAUUACACAUUCAUGUUAAAUAGACAUUCUGUAAUGCAUUUCUCAAUAAAGUUAUAUUUCUAUUUACAGUGUGAGCUACAACCAUCCAAAAAUGUUGUUUCUUUGAUAUUUCAGUGACCUAGAAUUAUUUGCUGUUGUGGAAAUGGGCAUGGCCUAUAUUUAAUGGGUGUUGCUGUUAUGGGGCGUGUAGUCUAUUUUUGAGGGAAUUUUUUUGACUUCAGAUGUUUGUAAGCUUUUGAUUCGAUACUAUGGCAGCAGCACUGGAAAUUGUAAGCAUACAUGAGUAGGCCAGUUUACCUAUUACAGACAAAAAUAUUAUAAAUAGAUAUUAGCUUGAGCUUGAUUGUAAGGAUACAGAUUGAAAAUUAUAUUUUUGAUAAAUUAGAUGGAGGCUGGUUUUGGAAAGUCACUCUAAAAUAGUUGUUGGAAACAAUUGAGAGUGAAUAUUUUUUUUAAACACUUUGAAUAUAGAUUAUUUUUGAUGAUCGAAGGGACGUGUGUAUAAUAUACAAGCAUACCAUGUGAACUUUAGACUUUUUCCAUGGAAAAUACCACAAUGUUUUCGAAAUACAUGGAGAUUUCCUCAAAUACAAAAAAAAAAAUUCCCAUUUUUAAAUUUCUUGAAAUAUUGGUGAAUAUAUUUACUUGUAUUUCAAUUGUACAGUUGUCACUUUGAAAGGCUGAUUUUGGGUUUUUUUUCUCUAUUUUUAGUUAAAAUAUUAUUAAAAUUCACUAUUUUGUAUAACCUGACUUUACUGAAAAUUGAGAAUGACUUGUGUAUAGAAAAAAAACCUGUGAAGAUAGAGAGGACAUUCUGUUCAAUUUUGACAUAAGGUUUAAUAAAGGCUUGACUCAAAGAUCAUUUAUAACAAGUAA
Molecule: messenger RNA, 6076 nt
Organism: Anneissia japonica
Lineage: Eukaryota; Metazoa; Echinodermata; Crinoidea; Comatulida; Comatulidae
Product: myelin regulatory factor-like
Exons: 22
Coding region: 150-3218 (1022 amino acids)
Biological process (GO): positive regulation of DNA-templated transcription; protein autoprocessing
Cellular component (GO): endoplasmic reticulum membrane; nucleus
Molecular function (GO): sequence-specific DNA binding; DNA-binding transcription factor activity
Source: RefSeq, a predicted model, not a curated record